This is a messenger RNA of Cornus florida, 4695 nucleotides long. Its product is annotated as phospholipid-transporting ATPase 1. The record is from RefSeq and is a predicted model, not a curated record. The transcript is spliced from 7 exons. Gene Ontology annotation, cellular component: plasma membrane. Gene Ontology annotation, molecular function: ATP hydrolysis activity; ATP binding; magnesium ion binding. Gene Ontology annotation, biological process: phospholipid translocation. Bases 719 to 4423 code for a protein of 1234 amino acids. NCBI's taxonomy places the organism in Eukaryota, Viridiplantae, Streptophyta, Magnoliopsida, Cornales, Cornaceae.
UCAGACAACAGAUUCAAACAAUUCUUGCAAUAUUAUUUUUGAUUUGAUUUUGAUCUUGAUCUCCUUCUAGAACAACACAGCACACACCCUCUCUCUCUCUCUCUAAAAGUCUGUGUCUCUCUUUCUCUCUCUCUAUAAUUCCAUCUUCAUUCAAAGACUUCGCUCUAAUUUUUAUGAUUUUGAUUUGUUUUUGUCGACACCCAUUACGACUUUUCCCAAUCUCUUGCAAUCUUCGCCCUCGCCCGCCUCUUCUCUCUCUACAAUGCCUUUGACCUUGAAAAUUUCUUCUCUCACCUCUCUCUCCUCUCCCAGAUCAGAUAUACCCAUCUUUCCUCAACCCAUAGCGCAAGAGGAACGCAACCCAGCUCAAGGAUCAGCUCUCUAUCUCUUUCUCUUUCGCUCUCUAGAACGCUUUGGUGUUCAAGCAAGUAAGUUCUGAAAACCCAAUACAGCAAAAACAGCUCCGAGUCCUAAAUUCCUAAUUAUUUCUGUAAAUUUGCAUUUGUAUAUGUGUUUAGAACUGUAGGAGAAGAACCUCAAUCUGGCAAUAGAUACAAGUUUAUAUUGUUUGUUCGAGUACUGCGUCUUUGUUUUCUCAGUGUUGUGUUGAAUUUUGUUGUGAUUUUUGGGAAUUUUAGUUGAGAUCAAUUUUUGGGUGUUUGAUGUAUUUGGUGAAUAUUGAUUCUGUGCUGUUCAAGAGGUCCGUGAUCUUCAGAUCAUGGCCUCAAAGAGGGCUCUUUUAAUCCCUUCUCCUAGAACCCCAGGUGCCCCAGAACUUCCUUAUACACCAGUCUCUGCUGAUCUGUUCAAACCCAUCUCUGACAACCCCAAAUUCUCUUUGGGGAUGGAUUCAAAUAGCCCAAUUGAGACUACCUCUGCCCCUGAUUCUGUCCCAAAAUCAUCAUCUUAUCGAAGCAUUUCGUCCAUUCAAUCGAGAGGGUCUGGUGGAAAUUCAGUUAGAGAGGUUAACUUAGGUGAUUUGGGAUCGAAACCCGUGAGGUAUGGAUCGAGGGGUGCUGAUUCUGAAGGGUUUAGCGUGUCCCAGAAAGAGAUUAAUGAUGAGGAUGCAAGGCUAAUAUAUGUAAAUGAUCCAGUGAAAACGAAUGAGAGGUUUGAAUUUGCUGGAAAUUCAAUUAGGACUGGGAAAUAUUCUGUCCUGACCUUCUUGCCUCGCAACCUUUUUGAACAGUUUCAUAGAGUUGCAUACAUAUAUUUCCUUGUGAUUGCUGUCCUCAACCAGCUUCCGCAGCUUGCGGUUUUUGGUAGGGGAGCUUCAAUCCUGCCUUUAGCCUUUGUAUUGUUAGUUACAGCAGUUAAGGAUGCCUAUGAGGACUGGAGGCGGCACAAGUCUGACCGAAUUGAGAACAACAGGUUGGCAUCAGUUUUUGUAAAUAAUCAGUUUCAACAGAAAAAAUGGAAAGAUAUUCAGGUUGGUGAAAUCAUCAAAAUCUCUGCAAAUGAUACUCUUCCUUGUGAUAUAGUGCUGCUUUCGACCAGCGACCCAACUGGGGUUGCUUAUGUCCAGACCAUUAAUUUGGAUGGAGAAUCAAAUUUGAAGACACGGUAUGCAAAGCAAGAGACCCUUUCUAAGAUUCCUGAGAAGGAGAAGAUUAAUGGGUUGAUAAAGUGUGAGAAACCCAAUAGAAACAUAUAUGGGUUCCAGGCGAACAUGGAGAUCGAUGGGAAGCGGGUGUCUCUAGGACCUUCCAAUAUAGUUCUCCGUGGGUGUGAACUCAAGAAUACUGCUUGGGCACUAGGUGUCGCAGUGUAUGCUGGCAGAGAGACCAAAGCUAUGCUCAACAAUUCUGGAGCUCCAUCAAAGAGGAGCCGGCUUGAGACCCGUAUGAAUAGGGAAAUCAUUCUCCUCUCUCUGUUUCUUGUCGCUUUGUGUACAGUUGUUUCUGUUUGUGCUGGUGUUUGGUUGAGGCGCCACAGGGAUGAGCUGGAUGACUUGCCCUAUUACAGGAGAAAGGACUACUCUGAAAGUGAAGGGGAUGAGAAGGAUUACAAGUAUUAUGGAUGGGGAAUGGAGAUAUUCUUCACCUUCCUCAUGUCAGUCAUUGUGUUCCAGAUUAUGAUCCCUAUUUCAUUGUAUAUUUCUAUGGAGCUUGUCCGCGUUGGUCAGGCUUACUUCAUGAUCAGGGAUGCCCGGAUGUACGAUGAAGCCUCAAAUGCAAGAUUCCAGUGCAGAGCUUUAAACAUAAAUGAAGACUUGGGACAAAUAAAGUAUGUGUUCUCUGACAAAACUGGUACACUGACUGAGAACAAGAUGGAGUUUCAAUGUGCAAGCAUUUGGGGUGUAGAUUACAACAAUGGGAAAGCUAUACAAGGGGAAGAAGUUGAAUACUCUACUCAAGUGGCCGGGCAGGUUUUGAAGCCAAAAAUGAAGGUGAAGGUUGACGCAGAGCUUCUACAACUAUUAAAAAGUGGAAAGGAUACAAAGGGAGGCAAAAAUGUUCAUGAUUUCUUCCUUGCAUUGGCUGCUUGCAACACAAUUGUGCCUCUUAUUGUAGAGACAUCUGAUUCUACUGUGAGUGUUAUAGAUUAUCAAGGGGAAUCUCCAGAUGAACAGGCAUUGGUUUAUGCGGCUGCUGCCUAUGGUUUCAUGCUUAUAGAACGAACCUCUGGGCACAUAGAAAUUGAUGUCCAAGGUGAAAGGCAAAGGUUCAAUGUUUUGGGUUUGCAUGAGUUUGAUAGUGACCGGAAGAGGAUGUCUGUUAUAUUGGGUUGUCCUGACAAGACCGUUAAAGUUUUCGUAAAAGGCGCUGACACAACCAUGUUUUCUGUAAUCGAUAAGUCCUUGAACUUGGACAUUGUACGUGCAACUGAAGCCCAUAUUCACUCUUAUUCCUCAGUGGGUUUGAGAACCCUUGUUAUAGGAAUGCGGGAACUGAGUGAUUCAGAAUUUGAGCAAUGGCAGUUUUCUUAUGAGGCAGCAAGUACUGCUUUGAUUGGAAGGGCAGCUUUACUUCGUAAGGUUGCGGGCAAUGUAGAAAAUAAUCUCAGGAUAUUGGGUGCCUCUGGAAUUGAAGAUAAACUGCAGCAAGGCGUGCCAGAAGCAAUAGAGUCUCUAAGAAUGGCAGGGAUUAAAGUGUGGGUUCUGACGGGGGACAAGCAAGAAACUGCUAUAUCCAUUGGCUACUCCUCCAGGCUUUUAACAGGCAAGAUGACGCAGAUUGUAAUCAACAACAACUCUAGGGAAUCGUGUAGAAAGAGUUUAGAAGAUGCCUUGAUUAUGUCUAAAAAACUCAUGACGGUGUCUGGUUCUACGCAAAAUGCUGAUAGAAGUUCUGGAGCUGGUGCAAGUCCUGUUGCCUUGAUAAUUGAUGGAACAAGCCUUGUGUAUAUCCUUGACACUGAACUUGAAGAACAGCUCUUUGAAUUAGCAAGUAAAUGUUCUGUGGUUCUUUGUUGUCGUGUGGCUCCAUUGCAAAAGGCUGGAAUUGUUGCCCUCAUAAAGAACCGGACAGAUGACAUGACCCUAGCAAUUGGGGACGGUGCUAAUGAUGUUUCAAUGAUUCAAAUGGCUGAUGUGGGAAUUGGCAUCAGUGGACAAGAGGGUCGGCAAGCUGUUAUGGCAUCAGAUUUUGCAAUGGGGCAGUUCAGAUUCCUGGUUCCUCUUUUAUUGGUCCAUGGACAUUGGAAUUACCAGAGAAUGGGCUACAUGAUAUUAUACAAUUUUUACAGGAAUGCAGUGUUUGUUCUCGUCUUGUUCUGGUAUGUGCUCUUUACCUGCUUCACUUUGACGACUGCAAUCAACGAAUGGAGCAGCGUGUUGUUUUCAGUAAUUUACACUUCAUUGCCUACAAUCGUUGUUGGAAUCCUAGACAAGGAUCUAAGUAGAACGACUCUUCUAAAGUAUCCUCAGCUUUAUGGGGCUGGACAGAGACAAGAAUCCUACAAUUCAACAUUGUUUUGGCUGACAAUUUUGGACACUUUGUGGCAGAGUAUAGCUGCCUUCUUUGUCCCCCUCUUUGCAUAUUGGGAAAACAGUCAAAGCACUACUGAUGGUUCAAGCAGUAUUGAUGGUUCAAGCAUUGGAGAUCUUUGGACACUUGCAGUGGUGAUUUUUGUUAAUAUUCACUUGGCCAUGGAUGUGAUUCGGUGGACCUGGAUCACUCAUGCAUCCAUUUGGGGAUCCAUAAUCGCCACCUGCAUUUGUGUCAUUGUCAUUGAUGCUUUGCCCACGUUACCUGGUUACUGGGCCAUCUUUCAUCUUGUAAGGACAGGAUUGUUUUGGUUGUGCUUACUUGGCAUCCCAGUAGCAGCAAUGAUUCCUCGUUUUGUUGUAAAAGCUUUAGUUCAAUACUAUAGACCUUCAGAUGUUCAGAUUGCGAGAGAAGCCGAGAAGUUUGGGAAUUUUAGGAAUUUUGAAGGUGCAGAAAUAGAAAUGAACCCGAUUUUCGACGCUCCUCGGAGAUGAUUAGGUGGUUUUGUUCCUUGAAUCUCCUUUAUUUUUUUUUUUUUAUACUUUUGUAAAAAUGUCUCAUUCUUUAGGCUGCUUCGAGUUUCCGCCUUGCCUUGCCAUUUUUCCAUUUUUUUACCUAUCCAAAGGAUAGAAAUCGUUAUACUUAGGUUUGUAUUCUUCUAUGUUGUAUCUUCCUUAGAAUUAUUAAAUGUAAAUUAUCAUUGUUUACGUCAGGAGAUUUUACACAGUUGUAACAUGAAAUUACCAUCAAAAGAGUUGAGUUUGCA